AUGGAGCCAGAGGUCGUCGAGGAUGAUUUCCAGCGCUUUCAAAAGGAGAAUCAUGACAAAUGGAAGCUCAUCGAUGAAUCGCUAGAAAAAUGCCUCGAAAUCGACGGUCAAGGAGAAAGUGUUUCGUUUCAGUUAAACCGAUUGAAACACUUACUGACGAAGGUCUCAAAAUUCGAAGACUUCCGCUUUCACUGGUCAUCCCUUCGGAAUUGCUACGAAAACGGGCAGCGAAUAAAGAAGAAGGACUCAUCUACAGAUCCUAUGGAAGAGCUUCUCAGUCCAAACUCGAUUUCGAAAGACUCAAAUUCGACCUCUUCCGACGUUUCUGCGCAGGAAUGCUCGGCUGACAACAACGAGGAGAAAAUCAAAAGUGAUGAUACGAUCGAAAUUGAUACAAAUAAUACAAACGAGAACAGCAAUGGAGCUGCUUCGUUGAUGGAGAUUUUCGGAAAAGCGGGAUUUCCAAAUGGCAUUCCAGGAUUACCAGUUCAAGCGCUCAACGGGCAAAUACAGAAUCCAAUUCAAGCCCUCUUCGCUGGUCAAAACCGACCGUCACUCUCAGAGCUGGUAUCGACAACAUCCUCAAUUCUACGAGAAAACUCGAUGAAUUCGUUGAAUAUCGCCAAAGCAAUGGCACCAGAGCAGAAUGUUCCCGAGACUGUUCUCAAAGUCUGCACACACUGCGGAAAAGGCUUCGAUGAUGAACUUCAAUUACUUGAGCACGUGCAAAAAGAAGUCCAGUGCCAGGAAAAGCUCAGAAUGAUUGGUUUACGAUUUUGCCUUGUUUGUAGAAAACCAUAUGAUAACAUUCGCAAGUGCAAAACACACUACACGAACUACCGAAACAGCUCUGUCAAUCCUCGAGAAAAGUCGAGAUUUCUUCAUCGAAUCUUGGCUGAUAUCAUCCGCUUCCCAAGUGCCAAAGACCUUGAGGAUUACGGCCCUAGAAUGCCUCUUACUCCAGAUUCACUUGGCCAGGUGAACCGCCAUCAAGCUUAUCAAAAGGAAAUCCAACUUCCCCAAAUUCCCCAAAAAUGCCGAGCAUGUGAUCAAACCUGUUCUUCGCACAGUGAUCUUCUCGGCCAUUUGGUGAUGACAGAAAACUGCCUUGCACAAUACAAAAUCAUCGGGAAGCUCUACUGUUUCGUCUGCGACAAAAGCUUCGAGCACGAAAAGCAAGCCGAAACGCAUUACAGAAACUCACUGUACAGCGGCCAUCAACAAAACCGAUCCAUUCACAAGCAGUACUUUGACUUAAUUCGAGAACGAAAGACGCCAGGAAAACGAAUUAGCAAGCUGCCGGCCAAUCUUUCUGAUUACUCGAUGGACUUUUUCUCUGGCAAUCAAUCCGCAACAGUCUCAACUUCUAACUCUCCACCGCAAAACAACCCAAUUUCAAUGACACCACUGUUUGAUCCUUCCUCAGCUUCAACCCUUCCUGUUCCAAAACCUAUCAACGAACUCAUGUGCUUAAUCUGCAAGGAGAAAUUUCCAUCAGAAGAAGCUCGUUUUGCUCACCUAUCAGAUCCGACCGUCGCUUGUCAUACAGAAACUCCAUUAACUUUUAAAACAGUCUGCAUUCUCUGUAUAAAAGACUGCGAAACGGAGCAAAAACUAUCAGCACACUUACGACUACACCGAAACGAAUGGCACCAGAAAUACUACGAGCUCUUUUAUCGAAAACGGCCAGGCAAAAAACGUCGCUUGUCUGACGAUAUCGACAUGCACUCGGCCUCGCUCUCCCAAUUCAUCUCCCAAAACUACGCCAACGAAACGAAUCUCAUUCCAAAUUCCUCCUCGAGUAUGCCAAAUCCUCUACAACUCCCGAAUUCAUUGUUCAACACGAACGUCGCAAAAACUGAACCGCUCUCUGAAUUCCCAACCCUGCUCGAAUUCUCAGGUCACUCACCAAUGCAAACUUUGCCGCCUGUGUCUUCUACGCCACUGAGCCCAGGACUGAAAACUGAGCCAGGCGUUCAGCUCAAUGCCUAA
This is a messenger RNA of Oikopleura dioica, 1992 nucleotides long. Lineage: Eukaryota; Metazoa; Chordata; Appendicularia; Copelata; Oikopleuridae. The record is from the annotation of a GenBank genome assembly.